Molecule: messenger RNA, 2008 nt
Organism: Atta colombica
Lineage: Eukaryota; Metazoa; Arthropoda; Insecta; Hymenoptera; Formicidae
Exons: 7
Coding region: 6-1634 (542 amino acids)
Biological process (GO): neurotransmitter receptor transport, postsynaptic endosome to lysosome; postsynaptic neurotransmitter receptor diffusion trapping; positive regulation of synaptic transmission, glutamatergic
Cellular component (GO): postsynaptic density membrane; AMPA glutamate receptor complex
Molecular function (GO): channel regulator activity; voltage-gated calcium channel activity
Source: RefSeq, a predicted model, not a curated record
AGAAGAUGUGCUGCUCAGGUGGCCCAGGUGGUAUCAGGUUGACCGGAUGCGGCGUGAUAUGCGGUCUCGCCGCGCUGGCAGCCCUCGGCGUCGCCCUUUCGGGUCCAACCUGGCUUCACACCGAGGAAAAGCUUACCGUGCCAGAUGUAUCGAAAAAUUCUGCAGUUAGUGUGAAGUUCAAGCUGGGACUUUUCAGAGUUUGCUCGACGAUCGUGAAUCCCUCCAAUCUGACGUUGCAUAUUGCAACCUUUCCGUUACCGCCGCCUUGUAGUUACGUGAGGUACAGCAGCCUGGAAGACGUGAAGCCGAAGGAGUUGGGCUUCCCUCAAUUAGAAUUCACGCCCACGGUCGUCUCAAAAAUACGGAUCUCCGCACCGUUCCAAGUGGUCGCCGCGAUCCUGAUUCUUGCCGCAACAGUGUCGGCUAUGAUCGGCCAUUGUUAUUCCGAUCAUAGGACCCUCGUAGCCUGCGGACUUUUCCUUCUAAGCGGACUUUCCUUAGGCGGCGGGUUGAUAGUUCUGGCAUCAGCAUUGUCGGACGCAUCACUGGAGUUACCGGGGAAAUACAGUUUGCCGUCAACUGCCGGCAUGCAAAUGGACGAUAACGGUCUACCUCAGUACCAUUACGGCUGGUGCCUACAACUCUCGGGAUUAGCGUUGAUGCUCGCGGAAGUGGCAGCCGUUUUAACAAUGUCCGGUUACAUGGCACGGUUCUCCACGGUCGAAGAGAUGGUGAGAGUUAUGGUCCCAGGUGCUGAAAGAAAGCUGAGAGAACAGAGAGGAUUUAGCUCAGAAUAUCUUGUGAGGGCACAUCAGAAAUCACCGGGACCGCCGCAGGCCCGACCUUUCGGUCAGCCAACCAAAACACCUCAAAAAAUAGCCGAAGAAGGAACUUCAUUGCUCUGCAAAUCGGCGCCUGAUAUUUGCGCGUCGAAUCCACAGGCCAUCAGUUAUGUCGAUAAGGCAGAUCUAUCGCACGUCCUGCCAGUCUACCCAGACGGCAAGAACAUCGACCCACGAUACAACAAUUUCGAUAAGUCAGAAGGCAACAUCAUAGAUUCUCGAUUGAGCGGCUUCACCGAUAAAGAAGGCUUCAUUGAUUCCCGAAUUCUGUCCGAUUCUAGACAAAACAUGAUCGCUUUUACGGAUAACAAGGAAUCUGACCAGGAACAGCGGUACACCGAAUUCUCCACGAGAAACACUGAUCAAAAUAUCGUAGAUUCCAGAUUGAGCGGCUUUGUCGAUAAAGAGGGUCUUCUCGAUUCUAGAUUGAGUGGCUAUGUCGAUAAGAAUGAAUCCUUACUGGAUACCCCGUUCGGUUUCGAUACUAGAUUCAAUAGUCUGGCUGGACAGACUGUCCCAAUCACGCUAAAGAAUCAGAAUGCCUCGGUAUCGGCUAUUCAAUCACAGUAUAUAUAUCAAAACUUUGGAACAAUACAUUCGGGCAUUCUUAAAGUAUCAGAACCUGGUACUAGCUCUAGUUCCAAUUCCAGUCAACGUAGCAUGACCUUACAAAAUCCAAAACGGAAGUCGCAAAUUGCUCAGAACACCUUUAGCACAAUGGAAUGUGAAAAGAGAAAGCGAGCGUCCGGGCUAACUGGCAAGGCGAGCUUUUACACUGGAAGUGCUGUAUGACCACCACCUCCACCUCCGACACCAAGGUAACUCCCAGAAGAGGACACCCCAUUGUAGCCGGAACUCAAUGCGACUUUCGAGUUGGGUCGGAGGAUAUUCAUCACUGAUCGCGCUUAAAGGGAGAGAAAAGAAUGAAUUUUUUACCAACUAAAGAUAACUCUGCCGUAUUCAUUAAAAUGCAUUUGUCGAUAAAUGGUACGUAAAAAAAACGCGUCAACUAUCAGCAUUGCAGGUUCCUACGAUGGAUUUAAACAAGCUGCCAAAAGGAUGCCAAUAUUAUAAUUAUGCGCGCAGUAGUAAUACGUUAAUUUAAGAGGAUGCUGGGGUGAUUAAAUUAUCGACACAUUACAGAUCAAUAAAAAUUUUCGAAUUUA